AUGUCAGUUGCUAAGGACAAGAAGACUUUAUGUAAAGAUUCCAAUUUUUUGAUAUGUGAGAGGCGGCCCGAGGGAGCGUCCCCGGGGCUGAGGGGUAAAAGGUCUCCCCCCGAGUCCUGCCACGGGACCGAGAAGAGGUUUAAAGGGAAAAGUGAACGGAACGUAUUCGAAAAGUAUUUCAUCGGCAAAGAAACAAAGAAGAAAUGGCUGUUAAUCACCAGUGAUGAGUUUCUGCGGCUGUUGCAACCUAUAUAUUUGCCUCUUGAUAAUCAGGUCACCAUCGCCAAUUUGACCGUCGACGGUGAAGCCGCCUCGCUGUGGGAGAGCUACCAGGUGUCCCAAAGCCACGGGAAGCGCCUCUUGAAGGUCGGACACUGGACAACUGCCCCGAGAUGCCCCGACGCGCAUCUAGACUGUCUUUCUCUCAGCGACGAGGCCGAGGAAGGCAAUCCUUCGUCAGGUGGUUCAACGCCAACUUCUGACGCGGCCGCUCCCCUGUCCAUCCCGAAGGAGGUUGGGACUGCUCAGGUGUCCAUGGCUUUUGGAGUCCUUCUUGCUCCGGUGGACGACCCUCUGCAGCGGAGGCACGACCUGACUGGGCUCCACCUGACGUGCACAACCAUUGAUUAUGACCCCCUGAUCGUCCUGGAGGAAGGGCCGGGUGGCGGCGUUCGCGUGGGCGGACUCCUGGGGAAGUUCUUUCUCACGCUCAAGGAAAUCACCAACUUCACGUAUGUAGCCCGAGUCGUAUAA
Messenger RNA from Penaeus monodon (black tiger shrimp), 753 nucleotides. RefSeq lists its product as uncharacterized. Bases 1 to 753 code for a protein of 250 amino acids. The transcript has 5 exons. NCBI's taxonomy places the organism in Eukaryota, Metazoa, Arthropoda, Malacostraca, Decapoda, Penaeidae. The record is from RefSeq and is a predicted model, not a curated record.